AUGAAGGCAGCGCAGAGAGGGAGGUAUUUGCCACGAACGCGAAAUAUAAAGCUGUUCGAGGCUGCUGAGUAUCGUGGGCUUAUCUCGGCCAACGAACAGUGGCAGCAGUACACGGGUCAAUCCCUGGAGGAUGCCCUUAAACUAGGUUUUGCGAAACAUAUACAUCGAGACGACCUUGAGAAAUGCGGUAUCUUACUCCCGCCAAACAUCAUCCCGGAGUCCGACAAUCCGAUCGAGUUAGGACGUAUCAUCAAUUCUUUGCGGGGUUCGGAACCCUCUAAUGGAACUCCUGAGUCGGAUUCAAGCGAGCUACGAAAUAAACGUCCAUUUUCUCGAACCAAUUCAUUCCAUGAUAAGAAUGGACGUUCAAAAUACCAAGGGCUAACGCAUGCGCUCCAUGAGCUUGUGGAAAAAGGUGUGGUCACCAUACAGAAAGAUGAAAACGAGAGGUAUUCUUAUACAACCGAAAUCCGGCUGCGAUCGAGAGGCGGUGACUUCCGAUGGCAUCUCGUGCGUCUUGUGAAAGUUGAAACGACAAGUUUUGGCGAUGGCGAGGCUUCCUGGUAUGGUACCUGCACCGAUAUCAAUGAUCGAAAACUUCUAGAACGGAAGUUGAAUAGGGAGAUGGAGUCGAAAACGAAGUUUUUCAGUAAUAUGUCCCACGAGAUCAGAACGCCGCUUAAUGGGAUCUUAGGGACGAUUCCGUUUAUUUUGGAUACGCAGUUAGAUAACGAUCAAAGACGUAUGCUCGAUACUAUCCAGAACAGUUCUACCAACCUACGUGAACUUGUCGACAAUAUUUUGGAUGUAUCCAAAGUAGAAGCAGGGAAGAUGAACAUGGUGCGACAAUGGCUCCAUGUUCGCUCUGUCGUGGAAGAUGUGAUUGAUACGAUCGGGUCGAGGGCGAUAGAUAAGGGACUUGAGCUGAAUUAUCUCGUCGAGCCAGAUGUCCCUGCAAUGGUGAUUGGGGAUAGGUUCCGAAUACGCCAGAUCCUUAUUAACCUGAUGGGAAAUGCAGUCAAGUUCACGUCACAGGGAGAAAUAUACACACGCUGUUCAAUCCAUCGCGACCCUUCCGUUCCUGUAAACGGAACAGAGAUCCUUUUGAAUUUUGAGGUCGUUGAUACCGGCAAAGGAUUUAGCUCUACAGAUGCCGAGCGUCUAAUGCAAAGAUUCAGCCAGAUUGAGGGGAGCGGCUCGCAGCAGCAUUCAGGAAGUGGGCUUGGCCUCUUCUUGUCCAAACAGCUCGUGGAGAUGCAUGGUGGGCGGUUGACCCCUACAAGCAAGGAAGGCCAAGGCGCCAAAUUCUCCUUUUUUGUUAAGGUUGAUGCACCUCCACCGCCACCGCCCCAGGAUUCAUUCAAUUUAAACCUUGAGGAUCGAUACUUUCAACCCAUAGACGAUAUUUAUCCAUUUAAGAGCCCGAACAAACAGGAAUUCCAUCUCACUCAAGACAUACUAAGCUUGCAUUCAUCGACAAAUUCGGACGUCAUGAGUCUACCCAGCAAGCAACUCUCUGGGUCGUCUUGGGGAUCAAAUCAAAUCAACACGCCACCAUCCUCUCGGAGUGGAGGAACCCCUUCGAAACCUGAUCAGCCUAGCCAAUUCAUUCCCCUUGCUAUAUCAAGUCCCAGCAUGGCAGCGACUGAGGUUAUGGUUAGCAGUUCUUCCUCUCAAAAUAUCGCACCUGCGCUUCCUUCGUCCUAUGAUGUAUUGAUAAUAUGUCCCUUCGAUUAUGCCCGCGAGGCUCUAAAGCAACACAUCGAGCAAGUUAUUCCUCUCGAGGUCACCUGCAAAGAAACUGCGAUUCUCGAUGUCGAAGACUGGAAGGAUCUUGUUACUGGCGGUGAAUGUCCCAAGUUCUCUCACGUGGUAGUCUGCCUCCCAGAUGCCAACGACGUCAAGGGAAACUAUGCAAAUCAUUAUCCAAUUUGGUUGGGAUAA
Histoplasma mississippiense is the source of this 1944-nucleotide messenger RNA. RefSeq lists its product with no specific name. NCBI's taxonomy places the organism in Eukaryota, Fungi, Ascomycota, Eurotiomycetes, Onygenales, Ajellomycetaceae. Gene Ontology annotation, molecular function: histidine phosphotransfer kinase activity; phosphorelay sensor kinase activity. The coding region runs from base 1 to 1944 and encodes 647 amino acids. Gene Ontology annotation, biological process: signal transduction; protein autophosphorylation. The record is from RefSeq and is a predicted model, not a curated record. The transcript has 2 exons.